CACCCGCCAGCCGGACCCCAGAGACCUGCGCGUCCCAUGUCCCCAGCUCGGCCAGCUGUCUCCAGCCAGGCCACCGCUGCCAUGCCAGCCUCCCGGCUCCAGUCCCCCUGAUCUCCCAGGGAGUUUCUAGGACCUCAGAGACAAAAGUAGAGAUGGAAGAGACCUUUGUGGUGGAGAGCCCAGAUGUCACCUAUGGGCCUGACUUCAUCCAGGCCCACUACACAUACCAGACAACCCGUGUCAGCCAGGAUGGAGGCCGUAUUAAGGUGCGCCCCAUUUCCACCCAUUUCACGUUUCGUACUGAGCGGAGAGUGCCCCGACUGGGGGUCAUGCUAGUGGGCUGGAGUGGAAACAACGGCUCCACGGUAACCGCAGCUGUGUUGGCCAACCAGCUUAAUCUCUCCUGGAUGACCAAGACUGGUAAGAAGGAAGCCAACUAUUAUGGUUCCCUUCUUCAAGCUGCCACAGUGAGCCUGGGCAGUGAUGACCGUGGCAGAGACGUCCACGUCCCCUUCCGUGCCCUACUGCCCAUGGUCUCGCCCAAUGACAUCGUCUUCGAUGGCUGGGACAUCUCUUCCUUGAACCUGGCAGAGGCCAUGAAGCGGGCACAGGUGCUGGAUUGGGCACUGCAGGAACAGCUGCGGCCACAUAUGGAACAGCUGCGGCCCCGGCCCUCCGUCUACAUCCCCAAGUUCAUUGCGGCCAAUCAGGAGAGUCGAGCAGACAACCUCAUUCCCGGCUUUUGAGCCCAGCAGCUGGAGCAGAUCCGCAGGGACAUCCGUGAGUUCCGGGCCAGCAGUGGGGUGGACAAGGUCAUCGUCUUGUGGACGGCCAACACCGAGUGCUUCUGUGAUGUGGUUCCUGGGCUCAAUGACACAGCUGAAAACCUGCUUCAGGCCAUUGAGCGGAACCUGGAGGUGUCUCCUUCUACCCUGUUUGCAGUAGCCAGCAUUCUGGAAGGCUGUGCCUACCUCAGUGGUGCUCCCCAGAACACCUUUGUGCCGGGCGCAAUAGAGCUAGCCAUGCAGAGACGGGUCUUUAUUGGAGGAGAUGAUUUCAAGUCUGGCCAAACUAAGAUCAAAUCUGUGCUUGCAGACUUCCUCAUUAGUGCUGGCUUGAAGACUGUGUCUAUUGUUAGCUACAACCACCUGGGCAACAAUGAUGGCCGGAACUUGUCAGCUCCAAAGCAGUUCCACUCUAAGGAGGUCUCUAAGAGCAACGUUGUCGAUGACAUGGUGCAGAGCAACCCGCUGCUGUACGGGCCUGGGGAGGAGCCCGACCACUGUGUUGUGAUCAAAUACGUCCCUUAUGUGGGGGACAGUAAGCGGGCUCUGGAUGAGUACACAUCAGAGAUCAUGCUUGGGGGAACCAACACCAUCGUCCUACAUAACACGUGUGAGGACUCUCUCCUGGCCAGCCCCAUCAUCCUGGACUUAGUGAUCCUCACUGAACUCUGCCAGAGCAUCACCUUCUGCACUGACAGCGACCCCCACUUCCAGAGCUUCCACUCGGUCCUGUCCAUUCUUAGUUUCCUCUGCAAGGCCCCGAUGGUGCCCCCGGGCACCCCCGUGGUCAAUGCCCUCUUCCGGCAGAGAAGCUGCAUCGAGAACAUUCUGAGGGCAUGUGUGGGUCUUGCACCCCAGAACCACAUGUUGCUGGAGCACAAAAUGGAACGUGUGAGCAGUGAGUUUCGACGUGAGGGUGCUGAAACCCCCACUUGCCCUGUGCCCAGGAAGAAGGGAGUGGCAGCUUCUUCCCCCGAUGGUUAUGUGGCUGGCACCAAUGGGCAUGCGCAUGCUAGUAUCCAGCAUGCCCCUGCCACCUAGCAGCCUUGGCAUCUCCACCAAUGAUUCCUGCCAGUCUCACCCCUUACCACGAUGCCCCCCCCCAGGCUGUUAAUCCAGCCUCUCCGAUCACAAUAAAUCUGGCAGCAGAAUG
Messenger RNA from Dromiciops gliroides (monito del monte), 1938 nucleotides. Its product is annotated as inositol-3-phosphate synthase 1-like. The transcript has a single exon. NCBI's taxonomy places the organism in Eukaryota, Metazoa, Chordata, Mammalia, Microbiotheria, Microbiotheriidae. The record is from RefSeq and is a predicted model, not a curated record. Gene Ontology annotation, biological process: phospholipid biosynthetic process; inositol biosynthetic process. Gene Ontology annotation, cellular component: cytoplasm. Gene Ontology annotation, molecular function: inositol-3-phosphate synthase activity.